Messenger RNA from Vitis riparia (riverbank grape), 2386 nucleotides. Its product is annotated as probable folate-biopterin transporter 2. Lineage: Eukaryota; Viridiplantae; Streptophyta; Magnoliopsida; Vitales; Vitaceae. The coding region runs from base 625 to 2145 and encodes 506 amino acids. The transcript has 6 exons. The record is from RefSeq and is a predicted model, not a curated record.
AAGUGUUCGUAUGAAUAUAUUUUUGUAUUUAUUAAUUUAUGUAUGAAUUUCAUUGGGUUUAGUAUAUUGUGGUGAUUCGGAAAGAAAAGUGGAUGUUGACCCGGCAGAAUUUGAUUGGAGAGGAGGGGAAGUUUACUAAGUUUGUAUAUACAAUUCUCUGUAAGAAAGCUGAUGAGAUUUGAAAACAGUUGGCUGGUCAAGUCAAAUCUGGUGUGUCUGAGGGACUCUUUAGCUGCGGUGGUUUUUGAUCUCUUUUUGUCUUAAUUUUGAAAACAUUUUAUUUUCUUCUCUCAAAUGAGUCUCUAGGAGUUUAUUUUAGGGAAAUUAGCAACACCAUGUCAAAAUAUACAAGUUUUGUUGGGAGUUUCUGUAUGGGUUUCAUGUAAAUCAAUCAGAAAAAAGACAAAGUAGGUGAGAGAUUCAUUCUUUUCCUGAGGGAUUUUAAUCAGUUUCAAGCUGCCCAGUACAGGAAACACCAAUUAUUGAACUGGGUUGUUGUUUGUCUCUCAGGAAACCAAGUUCAGGAGUGUCAGUAUUUCUUUGAGAGACUUCAAUCAGUUUCAAGGUACCCUGUUCAAGAAAGUGUGAUUUCUGAGCUGGGUGGUUGUCGUCUUCAAGAAGUGAAUGAUAGUGGAGGAGGAGAAUCCUCCAACACCCAGUGAGGUUGUGGAGGAAAAUGAAUCCAAUGGAGGAUUCUGUGAUUUCAUCUGUGCUCCAAUCUAUUGGUUCAAAAUGCUUGCCAUGGAACUGCAUUGGAGUUUUGUAUUUGGGGUUGUUGCAGUUUAUGGGAUAAGCCAAGGACUGGGUGGUGCUUUGGCUCGUGUGGGCACAGAGUAUUAUAUGAAGGAUGUUCAGAAGGUUCAACCUUCUGAAGCACAAAUUUAUGGAGGAAUAACUUCUAUUCCUUGGCUUGUCAAGCCUCUUUGGGGUCUUCUCACAGAUGUGCUCCCAAUCGUUGGGUAUCACAGAAGGCCUUAUUUCAUUUUAGCCGGUCUUCUUGGUGUGAUCUCUAUGCUCGUGUUAUCAUUUCACAAAGACCUGCAUCUUGUACUCGCAUUGUUCUCUUUAACAGCAGGAAGUGCUGGGGUAGCAAUAGCAGAUGUCACCAUUGAUGCCUGCGUGGCUCAGAACAGUAAUCUACACCCUUCUCUUGCAGCUGACAUGCAAAGCCUGUGUGCGCUAAGUUCAUCAGUUGGUGCACUAGUGGGAUUCUCUAUUAGUGGUAUUUUUGUCCACCUCAUAGGCCCUACGGGGGUGUUUGGCUUGCUGACUAUCCCGGCUACACUUGUACUUCUAGUUGGAAUUGUUCUUAGUGAACCCCACACGCCUAACUUUGUUUACAGACAGGUAAACCAAAAGUUGCUUGACGCUUGCAAGGCAAUGUGGACAACAUUGAAAUACCCAGAUGUGUGGAGACCAUGUUUGUAUAUGUACUUAUCCCUCGCAUUGAGCUUGAAUAUCCAUGAAGGCUUGUUCUAUUGGUAUACAGACUCUAAGGAAGGUCCAUUAUUCUCUCAGGAGACUGUUGGCUACAUAUUCUCAAUUGGCUCAGUUGGCUCCCUUUUAGGUGCCAUACUCUACCAAUAUACUCUAAAGGACCACCCCUUCCGGGACUUGCUCUUCUGGACUCAGUUGCUUUAUGGUUUAUCAGGAAUGCUGGAUUUGAUACUGGUGCUGCGUCUCAACUUGAAGUCUGGCAUACCAGAUUAUUUCUUCAUUGUCGUUGCUGAAGGUGUAUCUCAAAUGAUAGGACGGCUCAAAUGGAUGCCACUUCUUGUCCUCAGCUCCAAGCUUUGUCCCCCUGGCAUUGAAGGCACAUUCUUCGCCUUGCUUAUGUCAAUUGACAACCUUGGAAUACUCUCAUCCUCAUGGGGAGGUGGCUUUCUACUCCAUAUCUUGAAGGUGACUCGGGUACAAUUUGAUAAUCUGUGGAUGGCGAUUUUGAUCCGAAACAUACUGAGACUUAGCCCACUUGCUCUGCUGUUCUUGGUGCCCCGUACUGAUCCCAACUCUUCCAUUAUUCCCUCCCAAAUCCUCCAGAAUACCAAGCAGGCUGCCCAUGCUUCACACCCUGAGAAUGAGAAUAAAAAUGAGGAUGGCAAUAUUGAAUUGCUUCCUCUUGUUAACAAUGUUGAUAGUAGAUGAUACAGCCUAAACUAUUAGCCAAACAGCCCUCAUUGUCAUGCCCACAUCCACAGAUUAUCAAAUUCGUUGUUAGCCUAAUUUAUGAUUUUUAUCUUUUUUUGUCUCCUGGCAAUUUCUCAUCUGUCCUCCACUAGUUCAAUAUUUUAUUGCAAAAAUUUUGGCUGGUUUUGAACAGGAUUUGAUUAAGUUAAUGCAAAUUAUCUGAGAAUUUUGAAAAUAAUGCAUUUUUAUAAGUUAUAUA